Molecule: messenger RNA, 3362 nt
Organism: Mercurialis annua (annual mercury)
Lineage: Eukaryota; Viridiplantae; Streptophyta; Magnoliopsida; Malpighiales; Euphorbiaceae
Product: protein MAIN-LIKE 2-like
Exons: 7
Coding region: 497-3079 (860 amino acids)
Biological process (GO): meristem development; meristem maintenance
Source: RefSeq, a predicted model, not a curated record
AUUAUGUAAUUUUCAUUUUAAAUUUUGGAAAUGGUGUGUUCUUUUGUUUUGUUUUACAUUAUUUGCUAUGAAAAGUUUGAUUAGAUUCUAGUUGGUUUCAUUAGGUUUAGUUUUUGAUUUCACUGUUAAUUGAGUGCUGCUUUUCUAAGUAGCAGAUAUUCUUUAAUCAAUGUUUUCCGGAAACGUGUCAAAAACUUGGCUUUUGGGACACGAAACUUUAUUUUUUACAUAGGAAACCUUAAAAUAACUUUGUUUCACCAUGUCCGCGUCCCUGUAUUCGUGUCCGUGCUGCAUAGCUGCUUUUAUGUUCAUUUAUAAGAUAAUGUCUAGUUGUGGUUUACUAUGUGCAUGCUUUAGUUAUGAUGUGACUUGACUUCAAAUUUUGAUUUUCGCCAAUGCAAUCCAAAUGGUCAAAAUCUUGUUUGAAUUCCUUGAACCAUCAUUAUUUUUUAUCUUGCGGAUCAUGUGAAAAAAGAAUAUACUGCAAGUGGAAGUCAUGGAGAUUGAUGUAGCCAGUUCUGGAUUUGCUGAUGGUACUAUAUCGCUGAUGGACGAGAAUGCAAAUAGUCCUGGGCCACUUGAUCCUUCUGUGCUUUAUGAUCAAGAGAAUCAUGUCUCUUCAGCAGUAUGGGACGGGCAGGAACGUGGAGUCUUAAGAUGUCACGAGCACACUUCAAAGUUGGGUGAAUGGAGGCUCACACAUCAGCAGAUCGAGCUGGUGGAGAAGGCUGGAUUUGGAUAUCUAAGAAGGCUUCCUUCUAUUAGUCUAGACAAUCCACUCAUUUCUGCUCUUAUUGAGAGGUGGAGGAAAGAAACUAACACCUUUCACUUCAGGGUUGGAGAAAUGACUAUAACUCUAGAAGAUAUGGCUUUGCUGCUCGGGCUGGCAAUUGAUGGAGAACCUGUUCUAGGUGUAACUUAUACUUCGUGCAAACCAAUUUGUGAGAAGUUUUUAGGGAAAAUCCCUGAUGCUGGUUACAUGAGUGGUGGUAUGGUAAAAUUAAGUUGGUUGAAAGAGUUCUUUUCCCAGUGUCCUGAAGAUGCACCACUGGAAGAGAUUGAGAGGCACACACGUGCUUACCUUUUGUACCUUGUUGGCAGUACGAUAUUUUCUACUACUACUGGGAAUAAAGUCCCUAUUAUGUAUCUCCCACUUUUCGAUAAUUUUGAGAAAGCAGGGAGUUAUGCAUGGGGUGCAGCAGCAUUAUCUUUUCUAUAUAGAGCACUUGGCAGGGCAACUCUUAAAUCUCAAAGUACGAUCAGCGGUUGCUUAACACUACUACAGUGUUGGAGUUAUUUUCACCUUAAUAUUGCUCAGCCAAAGUUUUAUCAGGAGCCAGUUCGUAAUUGUUUUCCAUUUGUACAUUGGUGGAAAGGGAAACAAAGUGCUGCAACAGUGAAACGUGACAUAGUUUAUUAUCGCAAGGCAUUGGACUCCUUAAAUCCAAAUGAUGUGGAUUGGCUUCCUUACAAUAAUGUUGACAGUAGAUUAAUACCAGAAAAUGUCACAAGCAGCCUGAUUCUUGGUAGAUCCAAGACAAUGUUAAUCUGUUUUGACAAGGCAGAAAGACACCUUCCUGAUCGUUGUCUAAGGCAAUAUGGUAUGCUUCAAGGAAUCCCACUUGAUGUGGAGCAUUGGGAGAGAAAGACCCGUGGAGUUGAUAGUGGGAUACAUCUAUCGGGGAAAAUGGAAUCAGAGCUGAAUGAAUGGUCAGCUCGUUACCACCACAUCGUGCAAGAUGAUGGUGGUGUUGAUGAAAGUGAAUACAUGAACUGGUAUUUUAGUAUAACACGUAAAUAUGUAGGAAGGCCCGUGUCUCCCUUGCCUCAGAUACAGCAAACAGUAACGUUCAGAACCAAAAAGAAGAGAAUGUCUUCUGGCUUAAGAGAUAUUGCACACAUCGCAGAUACUUUUGUCACUGAAGGACUAGAUCCCAUGCAAUUUGAGUCAAUAUCAAGAAUCAGGGCUAUUGUACAUGAUUGUUUGGGCGACGAAGUUGGAGUUACAUCCGUAGCACCAGCUCCAGCUGCAGCCGCAAUGACAGCUUUAGACACUCCUCAAGUUGAGCUUGGCAAACGAAAAAGGGAAAAGGAGCGCGUAAGAAGGAACACUAAGGUUAAGGGUAAACGGAAAAGGAAGGAGGAUUCAAUUCAUUGUUAUACGUCUAAGGACAUGAACCCAGUUCAUAUUUAUAAUGCAGCAUUCAGGGCUGAACAAUCACAUUUAUGUUGCCAUUGUCAUGCUUUUGGUCAUCAGGUUGCUUUCAGUCAGCUUGAACAUUUACAUAAUAAACUUGCAAAAAAGAUGAGGAAAAAGGAGAAAGCAAGAAAAAGGGCAAGCAAGAAGGCAAGCAGGAAACGCAAGAAGAAGGAUGAUACCGUAAAAUGCGAUGCAGAUGGUGAGAAUACGCAAUAUGAAUUUGACAAUGCAGCUGUCAAGGAUAACGAUAAUCUGAUACAGCAAACUUGUGCCACUAGCAACGAUUAUCAAGUUCAGCUAUUUCAUGCAGCUGAUGAAGGUGUAUGUUCACCGCCAUAUCAUGCUGAUGUCGAGUUUGUUGAUUCGAAACCAUGCCAUGCUGAUGGUGAGUAUAAUGAUUCACAACUAGAUCGUGCUGCUUUAGAAUGUGAACAACCAGACUCUUAUUUCGCUGCUACCGAAGGUGGAGGAGCAGAGUCUAGUCAGCCUGAUGGCGGAUUUGAUGAUUCACAACCACGUCAUGCAGUUUUAGAAGGUGAACAAUCAGGGUCUUACGGUACUGCAGCUGAUGGUGAAGGAACAGAGUCCAGUCGGCCUGAUUGUGCUUCACAAGCGACCCAUGUUGCCGUCGAAGGUGAACAAUCAGUGUCUUGUCACGCCUCAAUUGACGUAGCAGAGUCAUGUCACGCAGGAAACAAGGUUGUGGGCUCGAACCUUACUGAAUUAGGUAAUGAGAUUAACGAUUUGAAUCAAUCUCCUGUUACUGGCGAGAGCCUUCCGCAAACUGAAGUUGCAUCCAAGGCUGUUCCAGAGUCAUCCAUCAAACCUGUCGACGAUGUUGCCCAGGAUGCGGAUGGAAGAGAUGAAGCUGUCAAAUAAAGUUGCAGGGAAUCAUAAAAGUUGUGUCACCAAUGGUACCUUAAGUUAUAAUGUGAUCAUGUUCUUUCCUUGGAAGUGACCAGCUUGUGAUCUGCCUUACCAUGUACCACUAUCUAGUUUAGCAAUGUGGAGAACUGGUGUAUGUGUGCAUGAAGACUCCUUGAGGGUUGGUGAUUUUUUAUUUUUUAAAAAAAAUCUUUUAUGAUUAUUUUGUGCUUAUUUUAUCAAGUUCAAUUUGUGAAAUGUUUUGAUUUGAAUAGCAAUUGUCAAUUUCAAUUCGUCA